Labrus mixtus (cuckoo wrasse) is the source of this 2555-nucleotide messenger RNA. RefSeq lists its product as uncharacterized. Bases 346 to 1275 code for a protein of 309 amino acids. The transcript has 6 exons. Gene Ontology annotation, biological process: immune response-regulating cell surface receptor signaling pathway. Lineage: Eukaryota; Metazoa; Chordata; Actinopteri; Labriformes; Labridae. The record is from RefSeq and is a predicted model, not a curated record. Gene Ontology annotation, molecular function: signaling receptor activity. Gene Ontology annotation, cellular component: plasma membrane.
AGUGUUGAUUCUGUGCAAGUUACUUGCAAAAACUUAACCCUGUAAGUUUGUAUCUCAGUUUUUGUGUUCAGGAUUAACUACACCAGUGUAAAGAAACGUUUCUGUAGGACCCUAUCACAGAGUGAAACCACAAGUAUGAGGCACAAUUUGCAAUUUUCACUUGUGUGUACACAUUUUAAGUUGUGUGUGUCAUGAUAAACUGAAAAACCACACUUGUGCCAGAUGGUCUUUAGAAAAUAUGUAGGUGGGUCAGGAAGUGGUGAGCAUUGUCACAGGUAAAAUAAGCCCAUGCAGCGGCCACAUUAUCUUUAAGAUCUCAACUCAUGAGCAUAUCGAGCAUACCAAAUGGAAAGACCAAUAUGCACAUAUCUGCUGAUUUUAAGCAGUUUUACAUUUGUCUAUGUCAAUGGAAGACUACCAGAUUCAUCUCCUUCCUGUAAAGUCUCGGUGUCGGUAAGGAGGGGAACGAUGUGGAAAACUGCCCCAGGACAACGUCUGACCGUCACCUGUCCAGUCAAACACUGUGGACAACCACUGAAUGUCACCUGGUGUAAACUGCUCCACACAGACAAAUGUGAACAACUAAAUCACAUAGAAAAUGUGGAAGUGAGACAGAAUAACGCAGAUCACAAGUAUAAACUAAUGUCAUAUUUGACCUUCAAGUGGAUUUCCAUCCAUGAUGACGGCCUGUACAGAUGUGUUUUAAAAGGACACAAAUACAAGCAGAUCAGUCACAUGAUCAACAUCUCCGUUUCAGACCUUUACCAGGGGUUUCAAAACGUGCAUCAUGAAGCAGCUGCUGUAUCUCACGAUGCACAUGUUGAGGAAGCAUCCUGGCAGCCGUACACCUUCAUCUGUGUUAGCAUAGUGUUUCUGGCUGCUACGUUGACCGUGUUGAUGCUCCUCAGAUUUUAUGGCUGGAAACGAGUACUGAUUGUGAAUGAGACCAGGGCACAGGAAUUUUCCUGCCACAAGAUGACCAACCUUCCCAAGUGGACAGCGCCUUCCAUUCCUGUUCAGCCAGCCAACCUCUACAGUCUGAAUGAAAACCACUCUCAAACUGGACUAAGACGAACAUCACAACCUCCCCUUACAACCAGUAGGAACCAGCCUGCUGUAGCAAACCCAUCAGAUCAAAGUCCAGGGUCGCAGCAUGAAGUGUAUGCUGUCAUUAGCCGACAAGCUGUGAUACCUGCCAGAGAGCAACAUGACCAAACUACAGGAAAUAAAAGCACAGACUAUGCUGCCAUCAAAGUUUCCAAAUUCAUCAGAUGAACAGAUGCAGAUGAACACACGCAUGGAAGAAGUGAACAAAGUUUGUGGUGGUGUCAUGGAACAGAUCGAGUUCACAACCAAGACUAGAGAAGAGGUGGACGGUGGAGGCGUGUGGUCAUGAAGCGAACGGUUCAGAGAAUGUAAAUUUACCUCAGCUGGCCUAGAAGCAGCAUUGAGUUUUUUUCUUUAAGCCUCAGGUUGCUUCCAGGCAAUGCUGCUUUUAUUUGAUCAAUUUCUCAUUUUACCCACUUUGAUAUCUUUGUUUGGCAGUUUGUGUAAAAAAAAAAAGAAAUAAUAAUAAUAAUGGCCAAUUUUGGAUGCCGUCUAAAUCCUGUGAACAUUUUUUUGAGUACAAUAAAAUAUUUGGCAGAUCUUUGAGGAAUCAGUUUGUACUUCAAAAGUGAAUGUUGUUGUUUGUUUUUUCUUUGUGGGACAGAUAUGUAAAAGAAAAAGGUUUGCCCAUAGUUUAUAAAAAUAUUUACCAAGAAUAAAUGACAUAAUGAGCAAACAUAUCUUCAAGUUCGAUAUUUUAUCUUUCCAUGCAGACCUCUCUGUUUUUUCACCUCCACCAGAGGAAACUCGCUCGUCUCUUGUUGGUUAUAGACGUACAGGAAGUGACAUACUGUGUGGUAUUAGAUGUCCCCGCUUCUGCUCAACCAUGGUUUACAUACUGAGACCCCCACAGUGCAGAGACAGUGUAUCAUGGCUGUAUAGGCCCAUUUCAUGUCUGUGCCUUAUUGAAAAGAUGAAUUAUAUAUUAAACAAAAAGCUAUUUAUGGGCAGGUCUCCAGCAACAUUAAAAAAUGGGGGAAGAGAGUUUGCAUGGGUGGUUCAGCUCCCUGACAAAUGUAGCAAAUUGUGUUAUCUCAAGCCUGGUUUAAUCUAUGAAAAAUAAAGCAUUUUUCAUUAUUAUUCCCUCGGCUGUGGAGCGACCUGCCUGAGGAUCUCAGACGAGCUACAUCAGUAUCUUCUUUUAAAAACACAUUUUUAUCGUAAGGCCUUCUUAUAAUCCUUGUUUCAUCCAGGAUGUUUUUAUUUGUUUUACUGUUAACUUCAGCCAAUCUCUGUCUCGGUUUGUUUCUCUUUUCUCUGUUCAUUGGAUGAUUGCUGUGCUGUUGUUUUAUUUUUCAUGCUUUUUUAAUAGAUUUUAUUGUUGUGUAUUUUUCUUUUUUUUGCUGUAAAGCACUUUGUGACGUUGGUUUUGAUAAGUGCUUUAUAAAUAAACUUUAUUAUUAUUAUUUGUAAUAAUUAACCAAAUAAAUCCAUGACCAAAUGCCUUA